Messenger RNA from Solanum tuberosum (potato), 1450 nucleotides. RefSeq names its product probable LRR receptor-like serine/threonine-protein kinase At1g74360. The record is from RefSeq and is a predicted model, not a curated record. Gene Ontology annotation, biological process: protein phosphorylation. The coding region runs from base 101 to 1180 and encodes 359 amino acids. The transcript is spliced from 6 exons. Lineage: Eukaryota; Viridiplantae; Streptophyta; Magnoliopsida; Solanales; Solanaceae. Gene Ontology annotation, molecular function: protein kinase activity; ATP binding.
UGUAAAUUACAACUGAGGCCACUCCAAUCGUAACCGCUCCCGUAGGCAAAGCAAAUAAGCAAACAGCAAUCAAUCUGAGAUAAUCUCAUAUCGUGCAAAAAUGGCAGAGGCAGACGGCGUAGGAGCUUUCUUGCAUAAUCUGGGAAACCUAGACAGCGGCCUGUUUUACUAUCAGAUGGACAACAUUCGCAGCUCGCAUAUGGUUAAAAUUGGCCGGCUUGAUCCAGCCGAGGUUAUUAGAACCCUUAAACCUACUCUCAAACGCUAUGAUGGGAAGGGGGUUCCUUUUCAAGGUCUGAACGUGGGUAAUGCGAAAAAUUUGAGCUAUGAUGUCUUGGAGAAGAUCACUAAUAAAUUCUGUAGCGAGAAUUUCAUCCAGGAAGUUAGACAUGGCAGAUUGUUCCGGGGGUUUAUAGAUGCUGGUCAAGAGGGGCAGCGGGAGGUCACUGUUAAAACAUGGGAUUUUGUCUUUCCUGGAGUCCACAGCUAUGAUACUUAUCCACGAAAAUUCCGUGAUGAAAUUAUAUUACUUGAAAGGUCAGAAAUUAAGUCACAUCCUUUCUUGGUGGAGUUGUUUGGUUUUUGUUUUGAGAAGAAGCUGGCCGUAGUUUAUGAUCUGAAGUUCAACACACCCUUGUGCGAAUUACUUACUUCUGCUGAAUUUGGGUGGAAGGAGCGAAUGAAGGUGGCAACUGAUUAUGCACUGCUCCUGAAAACAUUAAGCAGGGAACAAUUUGAUUUAAGCUGUAAUGGCUCUGAAGAUAUUAUUAUCAUUGAUAAGGAAUAUAACAUUAAAUUGGUGGACUUUAACCUCUAUGCAUUUCCGCAGACACUUGGGAUUCGCUAUUCUGCAACUACCUCAGAUAACACUUUCAUUCCAAAAGCAUAUGCAUUUGAACUUGGUGUUCUACUUCUUGAGUUGAUAACUAAAAAGGAGCGUGCGUGGAAGAGUGAGCGUCAUGCAGGUUAUUAUAUUUCAAAAAUGAAUCAAAGCUCCAUUGUUGCUGAAAGCUUUGAGAUAGAUGCUGACACUGGCACUACAAUUACACAACUUAUACAAUCAUGUGUGAAUCAUGUGGAUGAGCGUCCAGACAUUGACACAGUGUUUGAUAAAUUGGUAAGCAUAACUGGGUAUCGUCCAGCUGUAUCAGAUUCAUAUCCCUGGAUUGAUUCCCUCUAGGUGACUAAUGUAAAACUUCUGAACGACUACUCUUAGCUCGCAUAUGUCACUUGAUGGCUGUGAUGCAUAUAUUGUAACUGCAUUUUGAUGUGUGUUGGAACAGAAACCCUCUCCGGGCUGUAGCCAAUAUCACGUGUUUUCAUUAUGAACUCUUAUGUUAAUUAGUUGUGUCUUUAGCAGCACUUGCUGUGAGGUUUGAGGUGUGGAAGAGAUUAUUAGUGGGUUUAAUUAUGUUGGAUUUCAAAAUUAUAUGCAUAAGUUUCGGGUGCA